Messenger RNA from Daucus carota subsp. sativus, 2212 nucleotides. Its product is annotated as scarecrow-like transcription factor PAT1. The coding region runs from base 377 to 2008 and encodes 543 amino acids. Lineage: Eukaryota; Viridiplantae; Streptophyta; Magnoliopsida; Apiales; Apiaceae. Gene Ontology annotation, biological process: regulation of DNA-templated transcription. The record is from RefSeq and is a predicted model, not a curated record. Gene Ontology annotation, molecular function: sequence-specific DNA binding; DNA-binding transcription factor activity. The transcript has 3 exons. Gene Ontology annotation, cellular component: nucleus.
AUAUGUAAUGACUAAUGACAAGUAUCAACUGAGUUAAAUUAAGUUGUUGAGUUUAUGCUUAAAAGCCAAGAUGAAAUAUUGAAGAAUGAAGGGCUCUUGUCAAAAAUCUAUUAUUGAUCUCUCUCUCCUUAAGUUGUGACUAAAGGAUGGUCACUGAAAGCUUUGUUUUUUAGGUUCUUGCAGUCAACUUUCAACAAGAUUUCAUCUUGCUGCAACUGGGUUGCCCAGAAAUCACUAAAAGAUUUCAAGUUUAGGCUGAAGCUGCAGCUACAAGUCAGACCUUGAUGAUGGCAUCUUGACAUAUUUUUGUUUGGAUCUGGAGUGCCUCUAUAUUUAAGGAAUUUUCAGGUUAAUCAGUGAUAUAGGUGAGACAAGCAUGCUAGUAUCUUCGAUGCAAGCAUCACGGCGCAGAAGAUCAAGCUUGUCCAACACAUUGUAUUAUCCAUCAACACAAGGCGUCGAGCACUGCCUUUUUCCCAAGUCCCAAUCUUUAGACAAGCAGUUACACUACAGUAAUAGUAUCCCUGGUAUUAAGACUGAACGAUACUGCACCCUGGAGUCUUCUUUGGCCACUGACAAUUUUGGCUCACUUCACAACUCAACAACAGCUGUCACUUACUCGCAAAGUGAAAGCUCCAUGUCACAGCAGGAAUCUCAAUCAUACCUACAUGAUCAUAACUAUGGAUCUCCGAUGAGUGUGUCCUGCCUAACCGAUGACACAACUGAGCUCAGACAGAAGGCAAACACAAAUGAUUUUAAGCACAAGCUUAAAGAAUUGGAAACUUUAAUGCUGGGACCCGAUUCCAAUUUUCUUGAUAGUCUAAAUUGUAACUUGGCCUCGCCAGAAACGGACAACUGGAAACGAAUGUUUGAAGAAAUUCCUAGAAGGGAUAUGAAACAGGUGCUUGUUGCCUGUGCCAGAGCAGUCUCAGACAAUGAUUUGUUGACUGCACAAUGGCUGAUGGCUGAACUACGCCUUAUGGUAUCAGUUUCAGGUGAACCAAUUCAGCGUCUUGGUGCAUAUCUGCUGGAAGGCCUUGUAGCUAGGCUGGCCUCUUCUGGAAGUUUGAUCUAUAAAUCUUUGAGAUGCACAGAACCAGAAAGCUCUGAGCUACUUUCUUAUAUGCAUGUUCUCUAUGAAGUGUGCCCCUACUUGAAAUUCGGGUACAUGUCUGCAAAUGGGGCAAUUGCAGAAGCAAUGAAGGAUGAGAACAGUGUACACAUAAUUGACUUCCAAAUUGGACAAGGAAGUCAGUGGAUAACCCUGAUCCAAGCUUUCGCAGCUAGGCGUGGAGGACCACCCCACAUACGAAUAACAGGCAUAGAUGAUUCCACUUCAGCAUAUGCACGUGGAGGGGGACUGAAUAUUGUGGGAAAGAGGCUUUCUAGACUUGCCCGUUCAUUUAAGGUUCCAUUUGAGUUCCAUGCUGCAGUAAUGUCUGGUAGUGAGGUCCAGCCAGAAAGCCUAGAGAUUCAUUAUGGAGAGGCUUUGGCUGUGAAUUUUGCUUUUAUGUUACACCACAUGCCAGAUGAAAGUGUUAGCACUCAAAAUCAUCGAGAUGGACUGUUGAGGUUCGUUAAAAGAUUAAAUCCCAAGGUUGUGACCCUUGUAGAGCAAGAGUCCAACACAAACACUGCUGCUUUCUUUCCUCGCUUUCUUGAAACGAUGGACUAUUAUUCAGCUAUGUUUGAAUCGAUUGAGGCAACUCUUCCCAGAGAACAUAAAGAGAGGAUCAAUGUGGAACAACAUUGCCUAGCGAGAGAUGUUGUCAAUAUAAUAGCAUGUGAAGGGACCGAAAGGGUGGAGCGUCAUGAGCUUAUGGGGAAAUGGAAGUCCAGGUUCAAGAUGGCUGGUUUUACUCCGUACCCUUUGAGUUCCUUGGUGAAUGCCACUAUCAAAAGACUACUAGACAACUACUGUGAUAAGUACAGGCUUGAAGAAAGAGAAGGAGCUCUAUAUCUUGGAUGGAUGAACAGAGAUUUGGUUGCUUCAUGUGCAUGGAAGUGAGGUGAUCUCCUGUUAACUAAAAAAAUUUAGAAAUUGGGUUAGAUACCUGAGAUUCAAACCUCGUACUGGUAUUCCCCAUUCUGUUUUUCUGGUUUACUGUCAUAAAUUGGUAUAGAUAAAAAAUGACCACCCUACUUAUGUUCUAAAUCAGAUGCACUAUCGUAAAUUAUGUUAACGGGUAUAUCAUUUCCACUUUCAGUUUAA